Messenger RNA from Parathielavia appendiculata, 933 nucleotides. RefSeq names its product uricase. Gene Ontology annotation, biological process: urate catabolic process; purine nucleobase catabolic process. Gene Ontology annotation, cellular component: peroxisome. The record is from RefSeq and is a predicted model, not a curated record. Bases 1 to 933 code for a protein of 310 amino acids. Gene Ontology annotation, molecular function: urate oxidase activity. Lineage: Eukaryota; Fungi; Ascomycota; Sordariomycetes; Sordariales; Chaetomiaceae. The transcript has 3 exons.
AUGCCAAUCCUUGCUUCUGCCUGCUACGGCAAGGACAAUGUCCGCGUUUACAAAGUCCACAGAGAUGAGAAGACAGGAGUCCAGUCCGUCACAGAGAUGACAGUGUGCUGCCUUCUUGAAGGUGAAAUCGAUGCAUCAUACACCCAAGCAGACAACAGCGUCGUGGUGGCCACAGACUCCAUCAAAAACACCAUCUACAUCAAGGCCAAGGAGCACCCAGUCAACCCGCCAGAGCUCUAUGCCAGCCACCUGGGCAACCACUUCCUCAGCCGGUACCCGCACAUCAGCGCCGCCCACAUCAAGGUGGUGGUUCACCGGUGGACGCGCAUGAGUAUCGACGGCAGCCCGCACCCGCACAGCUUCUUCCGCGACGGCGAGGAGACGCGCAACGUGGAGGCGACAAUCUCUCGCUCUUCUCCUUCCCAGAAAGGGUCCGACGUCCAGUUCGACCUCAAGAGCAGCAUCGCGGGCCUGUCGGUGCUCAAGAGCACCGGGUCGGCCUUCCACGGGUUCGUGCGGGACGAGUUCACCACGCUGCCCGAGACGUGGGACCGCAUCCUGUCGACCGACAUUGACUGCACCUGGACCUGGAAGCGUUUCGCCAGCCUGGCGGAGGUCCAAGACAGCGUCGAGAAGUUUGACAAGGCGUGGGAGAGCGCCCGCGCGAUCAUCAUGAAGACGUUCGCGACCGACGACAGCGCGUCGGUGCAGAACACCAUGUACAAGAUGUGCGAGCAAAUUUUGAAGGCGGUGCCUGAGGUUGACAAGACGGCUUUCUCACUGCCGAACAAGCAUUACUUCGAGAUUGAUUUGAGCUGGCACAAGGGCAUCAAGAAUACGGGCAAGGACGCCGAGGUAUAUGCGCCCCAGUCUGGGCCCAACGGGCUUAUCAAAUGUGAAGUCGCUCGGGACGUUUCGAUGGUGAUUCGCUAG